Molecule: messenger RNA, 11326 nt
Organism: Pelodiscus sinensis (Chinese soft-shelled turtle)
Lineage: Eukaryota; Metazoa; Chordata; Testudines; Trionychidae
Source: RefSeq, a predicted model, not a curated record
GGGCGAGAAAGCUGCCCAAAAGAAGCAAUUAUGCAAGUCCCAUUGACCAGCGGAAAAAAAGGGGGGGAAAAAAUCUUUUUGGUCCUUUCGUAUGAGGUUCAGUACUUUUUGCUGCCUGUUAUGGUGACAGUGAGAUUGUAAAUAAUAUGUAUGAGACAGACCCUGAUCUCCUGGCUGGUGAGAGUGCAGAGGAGGAAACAGAGGACAGUAUUAUGUCCCCUAUCCCCGUUGGACCUCCAUCACCUUUUCCUACCAGUGAGGACUUCACCCCCAAGGAAGGCUCACCUUACGAAGCCCCCGUCUACAUUCCCGAUGACAUUCCAGUCCCACCAGACUUUGAACUCAAAGAAUCCUCGAUUCCAGGGGCAGGGCUGGGGAUAUGGGCCAAAAAGAAGAUCGAAGUGGGGGAAAGAUUUGGACCUUACAUGACAAUACCAAGGACCACAUUAAAGGAAACAAACUUUGGAUGGGAGCAGGUACUGACUGAUCCUGAGGUGGCAUCCCAAGAGGGCUGUAUAAAGAAGAUUGCUGAUGACCUGGGAAAUGAGAAAUUCUGUGCUGAUGCUAAUCAGACUGGAGCUGGAAAUUGGCUGAAAUACAUCCGGGUGGCCUGUUCCUGUGAUGAACAAAAUCUAGCUGUAUGUCCCAUUAAUGAUCAGAUCUAUUACAAAGUUAUUAAAGAAAUUGGGCCGGGAGAAGAACUGCUGGUGUAUAUGAAGGAAGGUGCCUUUUCACUUGGGAACAUGCCACCUAGUUUGGAAGAAGAGCCCACAUUUCGCUGUGAGGACUGCGAUGAACUCUUCCAGUCGAAGCUGGACCUGCGGCGACACAAGAAAUAUGCCUGCAACUCUGUCGGCUCGCUGUAUGAGACGCUGAAUGAGGAGAUCAAACCGGAAGGGCUAAGCGAUGGCCAGGUCUACGAGUGCAAAGACUGUGAGAGAAUGUUCCCCAAUAAAUACAGCCUGGAGCAGCACAUGAUAAUCCACACGGAGGAGAGGGAGUACAAGUGUGACCAAUGUCCAAAGGCUUUCAACUGGAAAUCGAACCUGAUUCGUCACCAGAUGUCACAUGACAGUGGCAAGCGAUUUGAAUGUGAAAACUGUGUGAAGGUGUUUACUGACCCUAGCAACCUCCAGCGGCACAUCCGUUCCCAGCACGUUGGUGCGCGAGCCCACGCCUGCCCGGACUGCGGCAAAACCUUUGCCACCUCGUCUGGCCUCAAACAACACAAGCACAUUCACAGCACUGUCAAACCUUUCAUAUAUGCGUUAGGUGAGGUCUGCCACAAAUCCUACACACAGUUCUCCAACCUCUGCCGCCACAAGCGGAUGCAUGCGGACUGUCGCACCCAGAUCAAAUGCAAGGACUGCGGCCAGAUGUUCAGCACUACCUCCUCUCUCAACAAGCACCGGCGCUUCUGCGAGGGCAAGAACCAUUACAACCCGGGGGGGAUUUUUGCCCCAGGCCUACCUUUAACGCCCACCUCCAUGAUGGACAAAUCCAAACCCUCCCCCAACCUCAACCAUGCCAGCCUGGGGUUCAAUGAUUACUUCCCAUCCCGGCCUCACCCCGGGGGUAUCCCAUUCUCCCCUGCUCCCCCAGGUUUUCCGGCCCUUACUCCAGGGUUCCCAGGGAUUUUUCCUCCCUCUCUAUACCCCAGGCCUCCUCUGUUACCUCCCACCCCGCUGCUCCAGAGCCCCCUCAACCACACUCAAGACGCAAAGCUUCCCAGCCCUCUGGGGAACCCGGCCCUGCCAUUGAUUUCCGCCAUCAGCAACAGUAACCCGCCUGUCUCCGGGGAGGAGAAGUUCGAAAGCAGCCUGGAAAACUCCUACCUGGACAAGCUAAAAGCCAGGAACAGCGACCUGUCCGACGGGAGCGACUUCGAGGACGUCAACACCACCACGGGCACGGACCUCGAGACCACCACCGGGACUGGCUCCGACCUGGAGAGCGACGUGGAGAGCGACCGGGACAAGGGGAAAGACAAAAGCAAACAGGCGGAGAGCAAGCCCGAUUUUGUCAGCAGUUCCGCGCCCGCCGGCUCCACCAACAACGUGAGCGAGCUUCCCCUUUUCUAUUCACAGCACUCCUUCUUCCCUCCCCCCGAGGAGCAGCUGCUCCCCACGACAGGGGCAGCCAAUGACUCGAUAAAAGCGAUCGCCUCUAUUGCCGAGAAAUAUUUCGGCCCCGGCUUUAUGGGGAUGCAGGAGAAGAAGAUCGGCUCCCUCCCAUACCACUCCAUGUUCCCCUUUCAGUUCCUCCCCAAUUUCCCCCAUUCCCUGUAUCCUUUCGCGGACCGGACCCUCAAUCACAACUUGCUGGUCAAGGCAGAACCAAAGUCACCUCGGGACCUUCACAAAGUGGGGAGCACCAGCGCAGAGUCGCCCUUCGAUCUCACCACCAAACCCAAAGAGAUGAAGCCAAUCUUGCCACCCCCCAAGGUCUUGCCAGCCCCGUCUUCUGGGGAGGAGCAGCCACUGGAUCUAAGCAUCGGCAACCGCAUCCGAGCCAGCCAGAAUGGAGGGCGGGAGCCCCGGAAGAACCACAUAUAUGGGGAACGGAAGCUCAUGGCCAGCGACGUACUACCCAAGAUGUCGCAGGCUCAGCUGCCGCAGCAGCCGUCCUUGCAUUAUGCGAAGCCAUCCCCCUUUUUCAUGGACCCCAUAUACAGCAGGGUGGAGAAGCGGAAGGUGACAGACCCAGUGGGUGCCCUAAAGGAGAAGUACUUGCGACCUUCCCCGCUGCUUUUUCACCCGCAGAUGUCAGCCAUCGAAACCAUGACAGAGAAACUGGAGAGCUUUGCGGCCAUGAAAGCAGACACCGGCGCCUCCCUGCAGCCCCUCCCACAUCACUCCUUCAACUUCCGGUCCCCGCCCCCAACGCUGUCCGACCCCAUCCUACGCAAGGGCAAGGAACGCUAUACCUGCAGGUACUGCGGUAAGAUCUUCCCCCGGUCAGCGAAUCUGACAAGGCAUCUUCGGACGCACACAGGAGAACAACCCUACAGGUGUAAAUACUGUGACAGGUCAUUCAGCAUUUCCUCUAACCUCCAGCGGCACGUUCGAAACAUCCAUAACAAGGAGAAGCCAUUCAAAUGUCACUUGUGUAACCGAUGCUUUGGGCAGCAGACCAACUUGGACCGACACCUUAAGAAGCAUGAACAUGAGAAUGUGCCAGUGAGCCAGCACUCAGGGGUCAUCACUAACCACCUUGGGACCCGCGCUUCCUCCCCAAACUCGGAGUCAGACAACCAUGCACUUUUAGACGAGAAAGAGGACUCGUAUUUCUCUGAAAUCAGAAAUUUUAUUGCAAAUAACGAGAUGAAUCAAGCGUCGACUUUAACAGAGAAAAGGCCAGAAAUCCAAGACAUGGACAGCAACUCCCAGUGUCAUGGGUUAGCAAACGAGAAAACGGACGAUGUGGACGAGGAGGAGGAAGAACUGGAGGAGGAAGAUGACGACAGCCUGACAGGGAAGUCCCAGGAUGAAACCGUAUCGCCCACAACGGAGCCCCGAGGAACGUUUGAGGAUGAGGAGGAUGAAGAACCCGCAUCUCUCACCAUGAGCUUUGACCAUACCCGAAGGUGUAUUGAGGAGGACGAAGCCGGCUUGUUAGAUUUGGAGCAGAUGCCGAAUUUUGGGAAGGGGCUGGAUCUUCGCAAAGCAGCCGAGGAAGCAUUUGACGUUAAAGAUGUGUUUAAUUCCACCUUAGACUCUGAGACAAUAAAACAGACUCUGUACAGGCAGGCUAAAAACCAGGCUUAUGCAAUGAUGCUGUCCCUUUCUGAGAACACUCCCCUUCAUACUUCCUCCCAGAAUUCUCUGGAUGCUUGGUUGAACAUGGCAGGAGCAGCGUCAGAGUCGGGGACCUUUAACCCCAUCAACCACCUCUGACGGGUCGAGAAGGCGCGGGUUGAGAGUCCGAGCGAGGAGGUGGCGGAGCUGCGGGUGCUUUAUCAGAAAUUCAGGCACGCAGAAGAUGGAUCAGAGGGCCUCAGGGAGUCGUCUGGGCUUUUGGCUGGGAGACUAAACCUGUCACCUGUGACCUGCCAGUCCCGCCUUGGGAUUGAUUGGCAGGUGCUCCUGCCAGGAAACCCUCCACACAGGACAGCCCUGAAGCAGCCCUGGGAUUCCGCCAUCUCUAAGAAUCGUGUAAACAAGAAGAGAAUUGCAACGGUGCAAUCAUAUACCGGCCCCAACACAGUGACAAGCCAAUAUACCUGAGCCAGCUACUUUCUGCUUAUAAACUAAAACUUGAAGUCAUUCAACCCUCUGCCCCCCGCUCCUCCCCCCACAACACACACACACACACAACAUUCACUCCCGCUGAAUAACAGUCCCCAGGGGGGAAAAGAUCAAGAGCUGCUCCAUCCCUGGUGUGAUUGCAAUGUGGACCCCAGAGUGAUAGCCUGGAAUGGUGAAUGUGCCCCAUUUAACUUCGCUCUUUGAAAGAGCAGGCAAAACUCCACUGCCCGCAAUAGCACCCUCUCCAACAUGCAAUGUCCACACAGGGCUGGCUUCUGCCAAGAGCACAAACAACUGGUGCAGGAGUAUUUCUGGGGCUGCACAUAUGUGCCCACAAACACAUAGACAACGUUAGCUUGACCCUAGACAACGCCUAUGUAUGUCGCCCCCGAAGGGUCUUUCAAAUGCUGUCACUUCAAUGUCGGGGGAGAAACCCCUUGUGUGGGAUUGCUGGUGGUUGCUUAUGCCGAGAAUCAUGCUCCCACUUCCCUCAUCAUUUUGAUUAUAUGGCUAAAGAAAAACCCCACGCCCUUCCUUUUUGAAUAACUUUGAGUGCUGCUCCGCUCUCCAAGCAUGUGGGCAACGAUAUGUUUUCUCUCUGGAUCUAAAAUUACUUGCAAGUGUUUAUGGAUGAUUUUCCAUUGCUUCACCAUCUCGGCUCUUUUGCAGGCCUAAAGCAGCCGCCAGAAAUCUUGCGACAUUGGUUUGUGCGCUCGCUGCAUUGGAAUAACAACCUGGUAUUGUAGCUAUGAUUUGUAGAGGUCACGCGAAAGCGGGAAAUCAUUCUGAAAGGGGUGAGAAAUAUUACAAAGGGUAACACGAGCUUCUCGGACGACGUUUGUAAUGUGUGUGCUGAGAAAUGCCUAGAUUUGGUGUCACCGAAUCAGAGAUGCCUGAAGGUAAGAUAGGUGCCUGCCCCAACGGGACUUUAAAUUAAAGUAGAGGGGCCCCAAAUUUGCCCAUCUGAGUGCUGCAUCAGCAACUCGCCUAGGGACCUCCGGCUGCUUGAAGGACCCAGUUUUGUACAAGCCCAGUUCUGAUCCCACCGAGGGUACGUCUACACAGCAACGUUAUUUCGGAAUAACUGAUGUUAUUCCAAAAUAACAUAGUGCGUGUCUACACUACAAGCCUUUACUUUGAAAUAACGUCGAGCUGGAAGACUUCCUACUCCAACUCAUGGGAACUCUCAUUUAAUGAGGAGUAAAGGAAGUCGAAGGAAGAGUGUGUAGGCAGCAUCAAAAGUCGAGGUAAGCUAUUUCGACUUAAGCUACACAAUUGAUGUAGCGGAAGUUGCAUUGCUUAAUUUGACUUUAGCCUUGCUGUGUAGAUGUGCCUUCAGUGAGCAGGGCUCUUUCCACUGACUUAAAUGGAAUUGGGAGCAGGUCCCAGACACUUAACGCUGGUUAACUCCUGGUAGUAAGCGUUACUCCUUGUAGUAAGUGCUACACCUCGUGGUAAGUGUUUUCAGAAUGGGAUCAGUAGUCAACUUCAGAGACAUUUCUCACGGUAGUAAGCACAUCUGUGUUUGAGAGAUUGGACCCCUAGUUUAUAAGUAUGAGAACAGACGGUAGCAGCUCUGCUGUUUAACACAGGGGUGAAGAUCAUGGAAGCAGUGGAGGUUCCAGCAUGCAAUGCUUCAUCUUGAAACAAUGGCUUAGAUUACAAUGGAGCAUUGCAUGCUGGGAUUUGUAGUCCUGAUGGGCCACACCUCACACUCCAGAUGUCAGCCACGAGGCCUCAGCUGGUUGCCACUGGGAUAGAGAGAAUGGAAGGAUAAUUAGCAGCAUUGCAUAAUUCUCCAUAGUUCACCCUGCGAAAGAUGACACGCCUCCCGCUAGUUUCUCCAACACACCAUGAAUAUGUGCCGAAGGCUCCGAGUCCAGCAGUGAUGUAUUUAAUUUCCCCCACCCCCUCCGGUUUCAGAUAUUUGCACAAAGCUCUUGACUAGGCAUAGCCCAAGAACUGACAAGGUCAAAAGAAACCAGUCUCUAAGAGUCAGAUGAAACAUUCCUUUCCCUGGCACGUCUGCCUAUGCUAACAUUACAGUACUUGCCAUUUACUUGGGCUUUAAAUUAUUCCUAUAGGGGCCAAUUUAAAAUAAUGAAAUAAUUGUUUUUUUUCCUAAUGGAAUUUACCUUAAUCUGUAUAUAACUUGUAAUUUUUUUUCGAAUUCUUUUCUUAUUUUAUUUCUUCCUUAACAGUAUUUUUGCAUUGGAUAUCAUUAUUGUGAAGAAAUAAUGUUAAUAUAAGUAUCUAGUGAAGGACCAAAAUUGUGUAAUUAAGGUUGUAUGUUGUAUGAUUGAUAACCAGGGAGUAGAUUUUGUAUGUGCCAAAUGACCCUACAUAAUCCUGCUAUUCUUGCUACCGAUUUUUCCGACAAUCAUCUGUUUUGUUAAAUUUCAGUUUCCAACUACAUGUGCAUGUAGGAUGUGUUCUAUUUAUUUCUUUUAUUGUUUGGGGGGAAAAUCUCACAACCAGAAAACAACAACAAAAGAAAAAUCCUUUUCCAACAUGCCCUUACUAAAAAAACAAACACAUUUAAAAAGAGAAAGAGAGAAAUACAGCAACAAAACCUGUAAAUAAAAAUAACUGUGAAACUCCAUAUUGUAGCCAAUAUGGCAUGCAAUGCAAAUGUGCCAUAUUUGAGGGGAGAAAAUCAGUGCUUAUUUUUAUACAGGAAUGGAAACAAAAUCCCAGUAGUGUAAUGUUUUGUUAACUGCAAGCAAUCUAUGCCUUGUAAAUACCUCACAUACAAAUCUAGGAGGGCAGAUGGUUAACACUGUAAAACAUCAGGAGAACACCGAUUCAGCUGGCAUUUGUCGCCAUUUCUGAAAGGAUCUGGUAUAAUUACCAGAACAAAAAGGUGGCUCUUCUAAAACGGGGUCGUACGUAGCGAGGUUAUCAGCAAUACCGUUACCAAAAUAUUUACUCUUUUGCAAAACAAACAUACCCCAAAAGAACCCACAAGGUGAAGUUUCAUCCUGCAAAUAUUCUUCGCUUUAAAGUAAAUCAAUAGGUUGAACCUCUCUGGUCCGGCAACAUCCAUGGUCUGGCAUGAUUUUAGUUUGCUAGAUGUCCACUUAUCAUGGGUGUGGCCAAGUUUCCCACAGUCCCAUAAAGUUUAUUUACAGCCUCCAGGCCUUGCUCUCAGUAUUCUAUGCUGUUAUUUAGCUCUAACUUACCCCUAAACCUUCAGAGGGGUAGCCUAGUUAGUUUGUAACUGGGAAAACUUAAAAAACAACAAAAAGUCUUGCAGCACCUUAGAGACUAACACAACUUGUAGAUGGCAUCAUGAACUUUCGUGGGCACAACCCACUUCUUCAGAUGAAUGGAGUUACCCCUAAAUGUCUUCUAAGAGCGAAGUGAGCAGUGGAAGGGUUGCCUGAUGAUAUUGACCUCCGUGGUCCGGCAAAUUCUCUAGUUCGGCAUCGAUCAGGUCCCAAGGAUGCCGGACUAGAGAGGUUCAACCUUGCAUGUGUUUGCAGGAUCAAGGCUAAGCAGCCCACUCCUAUUGAUAUUAUCAGUGAUCGUGCUCACCACACACCAGCAGGCAUUUAAGCACGUUCUAAACUUUAAGCAUAGGAGGCAGCCAUCCCUCCUCUGUUAAAACAGGUAAGCCUGUGCUUGGACUGUUCUUUGUUUAAAGUUAAGCACAUGCUAAUGUCCCUUUCUGGAGUGGGUGCCCUGCUAGAAAAAGCCCUCAGAGUAGGAGCAAGGAUCUGGCAUGGGGUUUUGAGGAGGUCAACCUCGCUUCUCCGUGUGUGGAGAUCAAUGGCGACCUUAUCUCCAAACCUUGGGCAAAGAACUUAGAAACAGAAAUAGUAUAAAAGCUUUUUUUUUUUGGUCUUCCCUGCAGUCUGUGGACACCGCCCCAUUAUUUGCUGCACUGUUUCUUCAAAAGAACAAUGUGCUCAGAGCUCUUAAUUCUGCCUGAGGCGGAGCAGUGUCUGUUUACCUUCUAGGCGCUGCGGCUAAGUAGUUCACAGAUUUGAAUAGGGCUGGUGGAGGAGACGUUAGCACUCACCGUGAGCAAGGGUGACGCUGUCUAGGCCUAUCUUAAGGAGAUGAAAGAUUUUUUUUAAUCAUAAAAUGAUUUUUUUCUGUUUCCUGUGACAGGUUGAACCUCUCUAGUCUGGCACUCUGGUCUGGCAACAUCCGUUAUCCAGCAUGAUUUUAGUUUUCCAGGUGGCCACUUAGCAUGGGUGUGGCCAACUUUCCUGCAGUCCCAUAAAGUUUGUUGACAGCCGCCAGUCCUGGCUCUCAGUGUUCUGUGCUGUGAUUUAGCUCUAAUUCACCCCUAAAUGUCUUCUAAGAGCCCAGCAAGCAGGGGAAGUGUUGGUGAUGCUGGGAAGCAAUAUUGACCUCCUGUGGUCCAGCAAAUUCUCUGGUUUGGCACUGGCCAGGUCCCAAGGGCGCCGGACUAGACAGGUUCAACCUGUACUUAAAAAGACCACACUUUGUUUCCUUCCUUUUCUUCUAGCUGGUCUGUGUCCAUUUCAGAAUCCAGACUUCUCUGAAUCAGCACUGACUACACAUUUUAAGAUAUUUCCCCCAAGCCAGAUAAACAAACACCACCCCAAUUAAAUUUCGUAUCCCUUCGCCCCUUCUUUAAUUGCACUCAGAGUGUCGUGAUUGGUAGCUCCUGAUUCUGGGGGGCUUGAACAAAACACGGUUGCUUAUUCUGGAGGAUGUGCUCUGAGACCUGCUUAUGUCAAGAAUAAAUAGUGGCAAGAAUGAUCCCACGUCAGGACGGAGACUCCUCUAGAGCUAGCAAUGGGCAGGAUCUGGGGUCUUCGCGGGAGCUAAGUAGUGCCCGUGCACACUACACCACUACCAUAUUAUGCUCAGGAACCAUGUGCUACAUCGUGGGGGGGGAGGGAGUUGGAGGGACUGCCAUAAGGCCUGGUAACUGUUUGAAAUCAAGGGUCCUGUCCCAGAGGUGAUGAUGGGGGAGGGGGGCUAUUUUUAUAACCUGUUUUCCUGUCUGCAGCAGGUAGCCAUAUUGCCAUAGUAACACGGGGAGAAAGUGGGGACGAACUGGACCCGCAAAGUGGUUGUUCCUGUCACUCGGUGGAUCCAAGUUGAACAUUAGCAGCCUCUGGCUGUGCCAAACUGUUCAGUACUGCUGAAAUAAAACUAUUAGGCAGAGGGGCCCUUCCUUCUACUGAUUGCUUCUUUCAGUGUAGAUAUUUUAUAUACGUGCUAAUUAUAAAAGCAAAAUAAAAAAGUUCAAAGUACCUGCUGCUCCUCUCUGUUGCUCACUCAGACGCCAGCAUUCAAAGUCAAGAGGUUAGUCACUUGGCAGGUACAGACCGUUCAAGGUGCAAUGCGAACGUGCCAGCUCCAUCCAGGUAGAAUGCACUUGCUUUGUGUUUUUGGGAGCGCCGGGUCUGUCUGGGGAGAAUGCACCUGAUCUGCUGUUAGACACAUCAGGCACGUGCCCGUCGGAGACACUUGCUGACUGUUUUCCAGAAUCCAUCGCCUGGGCUGCUGAACGUCCCGGCUGCACCCCAUAAUCGCAUGUCGUGACGUCACUGGACGAUCAGAGCCCAGCCGGGUGCUGGCAACAACCCAAACCCAAAGGGUUACGAGCACCACAAGAGCUGACACGCCACACGGCAUUCCAGGAUGCAAAACCAAGUUCUGAUUUUCUGUCUUGCUCCACACCCUUCGUGGAGUCACUCGGGUUCCCCCGAAAUCAGCACUUAGAAAGUCAAUGGCUAUUGGCAACGGCUUCUUUUCUUUGCAUUUCAGACGCAGCCUUUACAAGAGCACUUGCACAAUGACAUAUUACCAUGUUUAGACUCUAAGGAUCAAAGCACUGGAUUGUGAGCCCCCUGUCCCCCCUCCAGCCUAUUUCAAUCUACUGACUUGCAUUCAAUUUUUACGUGCUGUAUUUUGUGUGUGUGCGUGCGUGUGUGCGUGUGGGGGGGGGGAAGCAUCAUGGUGUAGGAACCUGCACUUUGCUGCCUGUUUCAAAACAAACAGGGAGUGAAGCAGUCUGCUCAGCCGUGUGUUGGUAACUUGAGGGCAAAAGCUCUGCUCCUAGUGGAUGGUCAGUAGUGUUUAAAGCCAUGAAACGGUUGCUCUGUAGUGUUGAGUAAUACUGUGAUUACAAUGUUAUUGCAUUCGUUCGAUAUUUUUUUUCUUUAUUCUGUCAUUGAUUCUUAUUACCACUUUUGGAAAAGAAUGAAAAAGAGAGAGGGGGGAAAAAAGGCAGCUUUGAUUUCCAAAUGUGCAAUUCACAUGUGAACAAAGUCAUUCUGAAACUGUUCCUCAAUGUAUUUUACGUUCUCAUCACGCUCUUCAAAGCAAGAGAUAUUUUGCCCUGAUAUCAUUUUCAGCCUGCAGAAGAUGUAAUUUAAAACAUAUAUAUAUUAUGCUUGCAAAAAUCAUACAUCUGCAUCCUAUGUCAAUCCUUCUCCCAUUGUUACAAUACAGAUUUGAUUUAGGGCUUGGUUUUUUGUUUUGUUUUGUUUUUUUCCUUUAGAACUGUAUAGUGUUUUGUUUUGUUUUUAAAAAGAAAUCAAUUGUAAAUGUCUGGUUUUCAUAUAAUGUUUAAAAAACAUUGAGAAAGAGGAUGGUGCUUGUUCCAUAUCAUUCUUGAUUGUAUAUUGCUUCUGUUAUGUUUAUAAGUAAACUGUGCAUGACUUGUGUUUAGCAGUCAUUAUGGUGUCUGUUUGUGAAAUUUUUAUCAAAAAGAAAAAAAAUUCUGUAGAUGCACUUAUUGUAUAUGUGAUUAGGUUCUGCGUCCAAGGCUUGAGGCCUUGAACUGCCAAGGAAGAGAAAAAAAGAGGCGGCAGUUAUUAAUUAAUAUGAAAUCGCUUUGUUGGGAGCAUACUGAAAUAAAAGAGAUGAUGUGUAGAAAAUCACUCAAAAAGGCGAUUUUACCAAUUUCAUUUUGAUGCUUGUGAUAAAAGGCAAAUGUAUUUGUGUAGAGAAAGACCUUUAAAAUAAUGACUAGGGAAGCUGAUUUUGAGGUUAAUGCUGUAGAAUAGGAAUGUAUACCAAAUGUAAUCUUUCCAAUGCUACAAUGAAUUUAUACAUGAGAUUGAUAUGCAAUAAACCUGUGUGCUUUU